Molecule: messenger RNA, 642 nt
Organism: Aureobasidium melanogenum CBS 110374
Lineage: Eukaryota; Fungi; Ascomycota; Dothideomycetes; Dothideales; Saccotheciaceae
Product: DUF814-domain-containing protein
Exons: 5
Coding region: 1-642 (213 amino acids)
Source: RefSeq, a predicted model, not a curated record
AUGGUCUACUACUUCACAAGUAACGUAAUUUCGCCGUCGGCGUAUAUCUACAUGGGCAAGGACAAGGUCGAAAACGAGGACUUGAUUGCUUACGGAUUCGAAGAGGAUGUCUGGUUCCACGUCGACAACCUCUCCAGUGCCCACGUCUAUCUGCGUCUUCCCGAUGGAGAGUCUUGGGAGGACAUCGCCAAGCCGCUCUUGGAAGAUUGCGCCCAGUUGACAAAAGCAAACUCGAUCGAGGGCAAUAAGAAGGACAAUAUCACGGUCAUCUACACCCCAUGGUCAAACUUGAAGAAGGACGGCAGCAUGGCCACCGGCCAGGUUGGCUUCAAGGACCAGAAGAAGGUCAAGCGCGUCUAUGUCGCAAAGCGAGAGAACCCCAUCGUCAACCGUCUGAACAAGACUAAGGUUGAGAAGUUCCCAGACUUCAGACAAGAGAAGGAAGAUAGAGCCAAGGAGCUGAGAAAGAAGGAUCGCUCGGUUAUCGCAGCAAGGGCAAAGGAAGAGGCUCGCAUCGCAAAAGAGAGGAAAGAGUUGGCAUACCAGAGAGAACACGCCUACGACGACUGGAAUUCGGAGGAGCAAGUCAUGGCUUCCAGCAACCAGAAUCGCGAUUCGGACUGGGAGGACGAUUUUAUGUGA